Messenger RNA from Rhodofomes roseus, 2047 nucleotides. RefSeq lists its product as uncharacterized. The coding region runs from base 1 to 1986 and encodes 661 amino acids. The record is from RefSeq and is a predicted model, not a curated record. Gene Ontology annotation, cellular component: plasma membrane. Lineage: Eukaryota; Fungi; Basidiomycota; Agaricomycetes; Polyporales; Fomitopsidaceae. The transcript is spliced from 13 exons.
AUGCUAGUGCUGAGCCUUGCGCUGCAUGCAUGUGCUAUCUGGCCGUUCACUCCGAAGAGAUUCGCAGGAAAUGCCUUCCUCGGAGCGGGGUCCAUGGGUGUCGAUGACGAUGGGAACAUCAUAGCGUUCGGGGACUUCAAUGGGGAUCAGUUCUUGGAUUUACUUGGCUUAGCAUCCGACCGGCAGACAUUGUCAGUAUACCUGUGGGACCAUGAGGAGUACACGUUCAGGAAAUCUGCCGUGUUCCGUCAUCCUCAAAGAGUAUACAACGUUAUCCCUGGCGACUUCACUCAAAAUGGCAGGCUUGACCUACUUGUCUUGGGCCAAGCUGCCUCCACCAGUCAGCUCGCAGUACAGCUCUACAGGGCGCAGUCUGGCGGCGCAUUCGAGCUAUACCCAAUCUCAGGACCACCAUCUACGAUGGCCCAGCCUAUACCCAUGGAUAUGAAUGGAGACCUAAAGAUCGACCUCUUUGGUGUUUCCCCAGGCGGCUCGUCAAGCUCGCCCUUCAAAGUAUGGGACAAUGCUUGGAACGUGUCGCAGAAGAACAGCCCCAUAUUCAAUCUUGUCGAUCCGAAAUUCAACGGAGCGCAAUGCACGUUGUCGAAUCCGCAUAGCAACGCAGCCAUAGACUUAAACGGCGACUGCUUAGCAGAUAUCUUCCUCGUAUGUGACGACACGGAUACCGCCUCCAAGUACUUCCAGAUCUGGGUCAACAACAAGGACGACGGCUUCCUCUUGGCCCAACUCGGCCGUCUGCCAAAAGGAGCACAGUCAAUUUCUUUUGCUGACAUUGAUCGUGAUGGAACCAUUGACAUGGUGUUCGCUACCUGUGCAUCAGUUUCUAGCUCCGGUGUCGGAUCGAACUGUUACAUCAACGUUGCAUACAACAAGCAGUUGUCCCUCUGUGCAUCAACAACUGACUCUGGUCUUCGCAACGGAAAGCGCGUGUGCAGACCACCCGAGCAGCUGUGCACGGCCGAUCCUGACUUUCGGUUCGAUCUGAGUGACCGGAGCGACAACGAUGCGUUGGUGCGCAUCCCUCUGGAGGACAUCUUCCCUUCCAAGCCUUCUCUGCUCGUCAUGGAUACGACGCAGAGCCCAGCGCUGCCGGUCUCUCUCAAGCUCGGUGACGCAAAUCAAGAUGGCUUUCCCGACAUCCUCGCUAUUGUAGUGACAGGCUCAGGCUCUCAGACGUCUUACACACCUCAGUUGGCUGUAUCCGAGCCCUGUGGCCCUGGCGUUGCCGGCUGCGGAUCUAGCACAAAGAACCGGAGAGGCUGGAGUGUGGUCAAGAAAGGCAUAGACCCGCUCAAAGGCAUCCACGACGCCCGUUCGGUCGCUUUCUUCGACAUGGAUGAAGAUGGGAGCCUUGAUAUCAUGAUCCAAAGGACCGGCACGCAGGGCGAGGGUCACAUUCUCUUCGUCCAGAACAACUUCUACUACGACGCGUUCUUCCUCAAAGCGAUUGUACUAAACGGGGCCUGUGGCAGUUCUAUUUGCAGAGACGCAAACACUUCUGCUCAGUAUCAUCCGUAUGGUGUGAGCUAUUCGGGCGCGACAUACAAGUAUACUGUACUUGAUACCUCAGGAAGGCGGUCCGCAGCUGCUGUCGGCCAACUUCCGCAGACUGCAUAUCACGCUCUCCUCACACCCUACUCAUAUUUCGGUCUCGGCAGAACCAACAACUACAUCGAGAACCUCUUUGUCGGAUCGACAAAGCACUCGAAGCAACAUUACAUCAACAUGGAGGGUGUAAUUCCGAAUUCAAAGGUCGUUAUCAUUCCUCCAAUAGAGGAGAACGAGGCGUGGAGGAGGGAGCUGUAUCUGCGGCCGGGAGAGUGGAUCCCGUGGGUGACCCUUACCGUCAUCGCUACCCUCGGUAUACUGGCAGCGAUAGUGAUGGUGCUGCAUCUGAACGAGAAGAGGGAAGACGAAUUGGAGAGGAGACGCGCUUCCCACCAUAUCAACUUCGAUGCACUGUAAUUUAUCUGUGUGUUCUCCUUUCUAGUGAUGUCAAUGGAAAUGCUACACGUCCUAUAAUGUA